AUGGUUGUGGAACAGGGAGUGGAGCUGAGGAACAUGGAGGAGCAGGUUGAGGAGCUGCAGAGACAGAAUGAAGGUAAUGCACUGUUGGGAUUUGAAGUAGUGUUUAAUUUCGCAACCAAUUUAGUCAUAAUGAAGAUUCACAUACUGAUCCAUGUUAUUCAUUUUGUUUUCCAGCUCAGGUAGCAGACUUCGAGACCAGAAUGACCACCACUGAGAGAGAAAAUGCGGGUAAGAAUAUGUGAUAUGUGUUAAGUAAUAUGUUUAUGACAGGAAGGCUAACAUAUUUUGAGCAUUGGGAAAUGUGCUCCAUAAAUUAAAUAUGAUUACUAUUAUAUUUUGUUUAAAAUGGUUAAGUUUGUCCAUGUUUCUCUCCAUUGCAGCCGUAUAGGGCAGAUUGAGCGCAAGUGAGAGCCAGGUAGAUGAGCUGAAGAGAGAGAAUGAAGGUAAAAUUACACAAACUUGAGUUAGGCCUAUAUAAACCACUUCAACAGUGUAAUUUGUAUUGUUUUCCAAAAAUAUUUAGAAGGAUAGAAAUUAUUAGUUUAUAAACUUUGUUCUAAUCUAAUAUUUGUGAUGGGUUUAGAGAAAUGUUAACCAACUUUACAUUCAGUUUGCAGGUUGUUACAAUAAUCACUGCUGGCACCGUUUAUAUUUAGGUGCGGGAAAUCUGCAAUACAUUUUAGCUUAUAUUCUAUAACAGGUGAAGGAACUAAAGUACUAGAAAGUCAAGCACUGACAUUACUGUAUGUUUUUAUAAAAUGUUGAAGGAAAAGUCAAGCUUCAGCAACUGAGGAUGAUGUUUGUAAAUUACAGCAAUUCGGGUAAAUGUCUGUCAGUGUACUCUCUCUCCUGUCGUCACAGACAGACCAAGGUGGCAUUUUCUGCUGCUCUGGCUGAUUCGGGAAGAAUAGGCCCCUACAAUUAUGACCACACACUGAAAUACCAAAAAGUCCUCACUAACAUCGGCAGUGCUUACAGUACAGCUACAGGUACUGGCUACACCAAUCUACAUGGGCACGUAUCCACGGGGGCUCGCUACAGUCUAAUAAUACUGAUAGUUUACUUCCCCCUGCUUUUCCUGGGAUGCAGGUAUAUUCACAGCACCAGUGAAAGGAGUCUACUACUUCAGAUUCACAGCCAUGGAUGCCUGCCACUCUGAAACAAUGGGUGUGGCCUUGUUUAAGAAUAACCAGCAGAUAAAAUUCAAUGGGGGUUACAACAAUGAAGAAAGUCAGGAGUAUCUAACCAAUGGAGUCACUCUGCUGCUUGGGCAGGGAAAUGAAGUGUACAUGCUUCUCCUCUCAGGCAUGGGGCUUUAUGAUAGUUCAGCUAACCACUGCACCUUCACUGACUUCCUGCUUUUCACUAUGUGA
Molecule: messenger RNA, 1373 nt
Organism: Coregonus sp. 'balchen'
Lineage: Eukaryota; Metazoa; Chordata; Actinopteri; Salmoniformes; Salmonidae
Source: the annotation of a GenBank genome assembly